GUUAAUUUUUUUUUCUUUUGAGCAUUUUCUUCUCGUCUGAUAAUCCAUAACAGUUGUUUCAAUCCUGUGAUGUCUGGUCCCACAUAUUCUUGAAGUGGUUGAUUCAUUCACACACCAAUAUGCAGAACGAAGAGGGAGUUAUUACUGAGCUUUACAUUCCUAGGAAAUGCUCGGCAACCAACAGGCUCAUCACUUCGAAGGAUCAUGCCUCAGUCCAGAUUAACGCCGGGCAUUUGGAUGAGAACGGCAUCUACACUGGCCAGUUCUCCACCUUUGCUCUUUGCGGUUUUGUUCGUGCUCAGAAGAAUCCACUCUCCUCCACUCUCUCCUCCACUCGUAUCUCUCCGCAUCUCCUCUGCGAAAAUUUUUUCUGUGUUCCUCUCCUCUCCUCGCCAUUCGAAGCAAGGUUCCCUGGCUCCAUUCACCGGCCUCUCUCUCCGUUCGCCGGUUGAUCUCUCCGUUGGCGGUUCGGAGCUCGUUUGGUUUCUCCUCCGCCCGAUUACUCUCUCCGUUGCUGGUCUCCCUUCUCCUCCUCCGACUGCCCGUCUCUCGUCAUCAGAUCAAGAGGUUUCUGAUUUUUGCCUUCAAAGUUAUGAAAAAGUAACAUGACAAUUAUUGAACAUAAUAUCGACGUUGGAGAGAAGUAACAUAAUUUUUAGAUGAACGUUGAUGUUACUUUUAAUAAUUAUCAUGUUACAUUUUCGUAACUAGUGUUACCUUGGAGGACCUCCUACCGGAAGGACGAAAAAAGUCCAUAUAUAUAUAUAUAUAAUGAAAACAAGUCGUGAGAAAAAAAGUUCGGGUCUACUGUGUUUACAACUUGUACUACUAGAAAUCAGUGCAACUUAUUCUAUGGGUUAGACAUUGUUUUUUUUCUUCUUCUGAAUUUGCCCACUUCCUAUGCAAUGGAGAGCUACAUUUGCUCUAAUUUCCAACUGUCAGUAAUCAGGUGGUCCAUGAUUUAUUGACCGAAUCCGCAUUGACAUAAUGAAGAAAAGAAAAACAAAAUGGAUUAGUGGA
Molecule: messenger RNA, 1020 nt
Organism: Morus notabilis
Lineage: Eukaryota; Viridiplantae; Streptophyta; Magnoliopsida; Rosales; Moraceae
Product: 40S ribosomal protein S21-2
Exons: 5
Coding region: 120-452 (110 amino acids)
Biological process (GO): endonucleolytic cleavage to generate mature 3'-end of SSU-rRNA from (SSU-rRNA, 5.8S rRNA, LSU-rRNA); translation; endonucleolytic cleavage in ITS1 to separate SSU-rRNA from 5.8S rRNA and LSU-rRNA from tricistronic rRNA transcript (SSU-rRNA, 5.8S rRNA, LSU-rRNA)
Cellular component (GO): ribosome; cytosolic small ribosomal subunit
Molecular function (GO): structural constituent of ribosome
Source: RefSeq, a predicted model, not a curated record